This is a messenger RNA of Sclerotinia sclerotiorum 1980 UF-70, 1935 nucleotides long. RefSeq lists its product as hypothetical. The coding region runs from base 1 to 1935 and encodes 644 amino acids. The record is from RefSeq and is a predicted model, not a curated record. Gene Ontology annotation, molecular function: zinc ion binding; DNA-binding transcription factor activity, RNA polymerase II-specific. Gene Ontology annotation, biological process: regulation of DNA-templated transcription. The transcript is spliced from 7 exons. Lineage: Eukaryota; Fungi; Ascomycota; Leotiomycetes; Helotiales; Sclerotiniaceae.
AUGGAUUCUGCGGGAUUCGAAUCAUCAUUUCCAUCCCCGAGAGUACUAGAAGAUCCUCUGGCAAUGUUCUUUGACUUUGGAACGCCGGUUCAGGAAGCCCAGAAUACUUAUAAAAACACGACCCAAAGUCACGAGUCUAGAGGUGGUAUCAGGGUCUCGUUAGCAUGCGUGCCGUGCCGGAGUCGUCAUGUAAAAUGCGGAGCAGAAAUGCCUUCGUGCAGUCGUUGUCAGCAAGAUGAUAAGCCAUGCUUCUAUGCAAAGUCACGAAGAGGCAUGCGAGACAAGAAUGCUCCUCGAAAAAGAAACUCGGCGAAAGAGCAGUCUCGAGGACGUUCCGUUCGAACAGAACAAGGAGGAUAUUCUACUCCAAAGGAAAGUCAUGUUGGAAAUUCAUCCAGUGAAUUAUGGACAGGCGCACUUUCUGAUGCUUCCCUGAGCCCAAAUAACUCUUCUUCACGACUAGACAGUAUUAAGCCUGUGGACUCAAGAAGAUUGAUCGAUCUUUACUACAAUUUCUUCCACAAAGCCCAUCCUUAUAUCAUUCCAAAACCUCAUUUCCUGGGUAGACUGAAAUCUGAUCCAGACUCACUUGAUAACCUUUUACCAGUCAUGCAAUAUAUUGGAUCACUAUAUGCACCUGAUCUCCCAUCGGCAGAAUUCAGAGCUAUAGCUUUAAGCCAGCUAGAUCUUCCGAGUUUACCACAAAAUGGCUUUAGUGUUCAAGCUUUGCUUCUACUGGCCAUUGCCAUCCACGCAGAAGAUGAAAGAGGAAAGGCACGUGCUAUUUUAGAUAGGGAUAUAUGUAUGGCUUUGGAGAUCGGUAUGAAUCAUCAAAAUUUCGCUGGACUGGAAAGAGAUUCUGUAUUAGCUGAAAGCUGGAGAAGAACUUAUUGGGGACUCUUAUCCGCAGUUGAAACACACGUAGAUCUACCUUGUGAAGAUCACGAGUUUGAUAGUGGACAUAUUCCACGACCUCGAACCCUUUCUGAAUAUGAUUCCCGUGAUUUCGAAGACGAAAUCCCAAUCUUCUCUUCUUUUACAUACCUCAUUGACCUUGUCCGUAUCAUUGGCACCAUUCUUAGCAUCAACAAUAUCACAGGCAAGAAUCUUGAACCCGCUGUUACCAAUGCCGACGCUAUGCUUGUUAAUUGGAAACUUCAUUUACCUAUUGAAAAGCAAGGGGUAGUGGAUAAGAACGAGGAAGUAGAUGAGUUGUUAUUUCAAGCACAAAAUUUGUUACAGACGCUUUUAGUAGUCAUCCACCGCCGCCUUUCACGCCUCUAUCAUUCACCUCUUGAGAAAAUUUCCCGCUGCGCACGACCACCACCUACAUCUCCCCCAACUGACAACGAAGAUCUAACUCGCUGGUUGCACACCAAGAAAACCAUCGAAGCCGCUCAAACUGCUUUAAAUCUAUAUGCACUCCCAAGUCCAAUAUUAUUGCACACGCCACUAGGUAUCUGUGGGAUCACAAAGGCAACGCUAGCAAAUUUAAGCGCAUGUGCAUAUGUGUAUGAUAAUAAGGGAGAUGGAAACAGAGGUGAACGUGAAGGGAAAGAAUCCACUGAAUGGAGGAUGGCGAGAGAUAGGAUAAGAUUGGGAUUAGGCGCUAUUAAGGUAUUAGCAGGUGUUUGGGAGGGCGCGAGGGGAACGGAAAGAGAACUGAAGAUUAUUGCCAGAGGAGUAUCGGCGGAUACAAGUUUGGGUGUGGAGAGGAAUAGCUGGAGUACACCAGGAGUGAGUAGAGGAGCGGGGAGUAUGUCGAUUCAUGGGGCGUUUGCGGAACAUAGGGUGGAGUUUGAGGGAUCGGGUGGAGAUAUAAUGGGAAGAAGCUUUGAGGAGGAUUUUAGCGCGGGAGAUUUAGAGUAUCUGGGUAUUCUGAAUGGAUUGUCUAAGCCUCGCUUUGAGAUAAACGAGAGCUGGGUCAGGGCAUGA